Cornus florida is the source of this 3109-nucleotide messenger RNA. Its product is annotated as glycosylinositol phosphorylceramide mannosyl transferase 1-like. Lineage: Eukaryota; Viridiplantae; Streptophyta; Magnoliopsida; Cornales; Cornaceae. The transcript is spliced from 5 exons. Gene Ontology annotation, molecular function: glycosyltransferase activity. Gene Ontology annotation, cellular component: membrane. The record is from RefSeq and is a predicted model, not a curated record. The coding region runs from base 1852 to 2913 and encodes 353 amino acids.
GUAAAAAUAGUAUUUACUCUUCUUAUGUAUAUGUAUGUAUAUAAUCUAUGUGUAUGCAUGUAUAUGUAUAUAAUAUAUAUAUCUGUACAUUGUCUUCCACUUCCUCGCCGCCCACCGCCGCGCCGACCUCCGCCGCACCAUCCUCACAACCUUCCCUUACCUCACAGAAACCCAUUUUCUCUAUCCUUCAAGGCUUAGAUCAUUCAAGAGAGAGAAGGCAUGUGGGUCAGAUGACGGCGAGAAGAACCCAGACGAUAUAGGAGCUAGAGUUGCCGGCGCCGGCGACGAGAUCCCCGGAUUCUGAGAGGAUCCUCGGCUGAGAUCGGGUCGGCGAUGAAGUGGAGGCCGACGAUGUGGGUCGGCGAUGAAGUCAAUCAGCGGCGUGAAGAUGAUCCCUCUGGUGACUCCGACCCCUUAGUUUGGCGACGGCAGGGAUGUCGCCGUUGAAGACGAAGACAGUGAUUCGGUCGAUGGUGGAGUUCGGCGAUGCUGGAGUUGACAAAGGUAACAGAUCCGGCAGCGGCGACGGAUCCGGCGGAGAUCACUGGUUCGGCCGGCUGUGAUGAUCUCUGGAGCCGGCGAAGAUGGAGAUGGCGGUUGAGACAGAUCCGGCCAGCUCUCCUUCAAUUCAUCCUCAUCUUCACAACAGCUCCGAAACUCUUCUUCAUCUCCUUCUAAUUUCACUUCCCUAGCCAAUUUCGCAGAAGAACCAACACCAAAUAUUGUUUGUUCCUCCAUUCCCAGCCACAAUUACCCUGUAACUAGAACACUUCAAGGUGUGAUUGAUAUCUAGCAAAACCCAUCAACAAAAACAAUCCAAAACUCAAAAAACUACAUCUUUUUCUCAAAGUCACAACAACAAAGAUUUUUUUCAACAGCUCAGCUCCUAUUUCUGAAUCAAAAUCUAAGCAAAACCCAUCAACAAAACAGUCUAGAACUCCGACUUUAGCCUGUGUAUCUAAGAAAAUCACUAAUUCCAUUAUCAAAUAAUGAUCUUUUGGCUACUUUUUAUUUUUUAUUUUAUUUUUUUUUAUAUCAAUAAUCUGUGAAAUACAAAUCAACGAGUAGAUCUAAAAUUCCAAAUGAUUUCCAGCUACACCUUACAAUCUAAAUUAGGAACUGCACAAACCAAAAACAUAAAUUACAGGGUCUUCGCAGCUCAACCUUAAGAAAUAUGAUUCUGGGUUCUUUAUUUGAGAUCGCCGUUGGCAGCUCCCCGGAGUCAGACCUGCGUGUAAUGUAUGUGUAUAUGUGUCUCUGUAUAUAUGUAUCUGUGUGUAUAUGACGAUGGAGUAUGGGUAGAGAGAGAGAGAGGAGCAAGGACGAUACCGGAGUUCCUGAGAGAGAGAAUGGACGGUGGUGAUCCCGGCCGUUGCGGUGGUGGUGGAGGAGGACCGGUGGUGAGGAUGGUUUUGGUAUAUUGUAUUCGUAUAUGGUAAGUAUGUAUGUAUAUUGUUUGUAGUAUUCGUACAUGGUAAAAAAGUAAGGUUUAACAGUUAUUGCUGACUUGGCGCUUCGUCAUCGCUGACAAAGCAAUGACAUGGCAAAAUUGGUUGACAUGGCUUAAUCCCAGCCAUUGGAUCCUCAGUGGACCCUCUCCGGUGAGAGGUGCCCAGGAGAUGAUUUUUGCCCGGGGUUUUGACCUUUGUGCAAGUAAUCCACGCAUAUAUGUGUAUAAUAUAUAUAUAUAUAUAUAUAUCAACUGUUCAAACAAUAGCGCCUAUCUAGAGAAUCAUUUCCUACUGAAGAAUUUCAAAUAAAAAACACAACUUCUCUGCAUGUAAGCGACAAGGAAGAAGACAGUCUGGAACUUUGACUCGGUCUCGUCCAUCAACAGACUAGACUUUGACGAUGUCAACCCUCGUCGCAAUCAGAGACAGCGUGACCGCCGACGUCGACGCCCUGUACUCUCCGGCGAAGGAGAAGGCGUCCAACAGAGGCGGCUACAUUGCCCGAUCGCCGCUCCUCCACCGCCGUCUCCGCCACUUUCUCGGCGGCGCGAAGGUCAAACUCCUCCUCUCUCUGUGCUUUCUCUGCGGCGUUUUCUUGUUCACUUCGAGACUCGGUUCGUUGAUGGGUUGGAACCCUCACUACCCUUCUUCGGUCUCUUCUCCAUCUCGGGGGGGCUAUACAGUGCUUAUCAACACAUGGAAAAGAAAUUCUCUUCUGAUGCAAUCUGUUGCUCAUUAUGCAUCCUGCAGUGGUACUAAUGCAAUACAUGUAGUGUGGAGUGAAAGCGAUCCGCCAUCAGAGAGUAUAAAAGCUUCUCUCAAGAAGAUCGUGUUGACAAAGUCAAAGACAGCUCAUAAACCCAACUUCAGGUUUGACCUAAACAAGGAGGAUAAUUUGAACAAUAGAUUUAAGCCUAUUGAGGAUCUCAGAACCGAUGCAAUCUUCUCGGUGGAUGAUGAUGUAAUUGUUCCAUGUUCUACUCUGGAUUUUGCAUUUGCUGUAUGGCAAAGUGCUCCACUCACAAUGGUGGGAUUUGUUCCUCGCAUGCAUUGGCUGGAUGGGGAGAAAAUUGGCAUUACAUAUUAUCAAUAUGGUGGACGGUGGUCAGUUUGGUGGACGGGCACUUACAGUAUCGUUCUUUCAAAAGCAGCAUUCUUUCACAGGAAGUACUUGGAUUUGUACACUUAUAACAUGCCCUCAUCAAUCCGUGAUUAUGUAACCAGGGAGAGAAACUGUGAGGAUAUUGCAAUGUCUCUUCUUGUUGCAAAUGCUACUGAUGCCCCUCCAAUCUGGGUCAGAGGGAAGAUAUAUGAGAUUGGGAGUUCAGGCAUAAGCAGUUUAAAAGGGCACAACAACCGGAGAAAUAAAUGCCUCAACGAUUUCAUCUCCCUUUAUGGGACUAUGCCCCUUGUAUCAACCAAUGUAAAAGCUACGGAUGCAACACAUGGAUGGUUCUGGUGAUCACUUUAAAUGGUGCCAACGCUCUUCCAACUUUUGACGCAAUCAUGGUUUGUUCAGUAUAUUUCCUGUAUAUAUACUUUACUUGGAGCGAAACUAUAUUUAGAGUCUUAGGUUACAAAUAUUUGAUAUAACCUUACUCUUAAUCUGGUUAUCCUAUUUAUUUUAUUCAUUAAUCUAUCUGAAAAUUUUAGAUUUA